This is a messenger RNA of Boleophthalmus pectinirostris (great blue-spotted mudskipper), 4448 nucleotides long. It is a transcript of the gene coq8ab, whose product is annotated as coenzyme Q8A, genome duplicate b. Gene Ontology annotation, biological process: ubiquinone biosynthetic process. The record is from RefSeq and is a predicted model, not a curated record. Gene Ontology annotation, cellular component: extrinsic component of mitochondrial inner membrane. The transcript is spliced from 15 exons. NCBI's taxonomy places the organism in Eukaryota, Metazoa, Chordata, Actinopteri, Gobiiformes, Gobiidae. The coding region runs from base 179 to 1930 and encodes 583 amino acids. Gene Ontology annotation, molecular function: kinase activity.
UUCAGCUUUUUCUGUACCUUUUUUUUUUUCUCUUGUGAGCGGUGGUUAAGUGUUUACAGCGGAGCGUGUCAAGGCAAAUCAAGGACAAAUUGGAUACCGUCUAUGGCACUAUGUUUAAGGUUUUGUAGCACAUAAACGGAGAUUUGAAGUUUAUUUCAGCCAAACCACAAACAGAAGGAUGGCUGGAGAGGCGGUGCUGAGGAGGGGAGUGAGCUGGGUGAAGCAGUCCGCCCACAGAGCUCCGAUCCUGGGGCAGAGCUCGGCCGUGGAGUCCCUGUGUGGAGCCUCGGGGUGGAGCUCGGUCAGGGACCCCCACAUGUGCGUCCACAGAUAUUCCACUUUGGGAGCGUGUCUCAGUUCCUGUUUGGUCCUGAAUGGAGGCGGGAAAACUGCACAGACCUCCAGACCCAACUCCAAAUGUGUGAAAUACUCCAGGACUCUUCAUCUGGUCCGAACUCAAACCAGAGCUCUGAACCAGGAUGGGUCCAACGUGGGACGACUGUCUGCGGAGGAUCUGCAGAGAGCCAGAGGAGCCAAGAUCUUCAAGCCUCACAAACAAGUGCUCAGUGAAAAAGCUAGAGAAAGAAAAGUUCCUGUCACUCGGUUGGGACGACUGGUCAACUUUGGAGGUCUGGCAGUGGGACUGGGCAUUGGGGCGCUCACAGAAAUGGCCAAGAAGUCGUUUAAACCCCAACAACAAGGGGAUAAGAGGCCUGUGCUGGACUCCAACCCGUUCCUGAAUGAAGCGAAUGCCGAAAGAAUCGUCAGUACUCUGUGUAAAGUGAGAGGAGCCGCUCUGAAGCUGGGGCAGGUGCUCAGUAUCCAAGAUGACGCCUUCAUUAGUCCAGAAUUGGCCAAGAUCUUUGAGCGAGUGAGACAGAGCGCAGACUUCAUGCCCACCAAGCAGAUGAUGAAAGUGAUCAGUGGAGAGCUGGGUCCAGACUGGAGGAAGCGUCUGGCUUAUUUUGAGGAGAAGCCUUUUGCUGCGGCCUCCAUCGGACAGGUGCAUCUGGGCAGGCUCCACGACGGCAGGGAGGUGGCCAUGAAAAUCCAGUAUCCUGGAGUGGCAAAAAGCAUCAACAGCGACGUAAGAAACAUCAUGACGGCUCUGAGUCUGUCCCGCGCUCUGCCUGAAGGUCUUUUUCCUGAGCACCUGAUCGAGGUCAUGAGUCGGGAGCUGGCUCUAGAGUGCGACUACAUCAGAGAGGCCAACUGCGCAAAGACGUUUAAGGAGCUGUUGAAGGACCAUCCUUUCUUCUAUGUCCCUGACGUGGUGGAGGAGCUGAGCAGCCAGCAGGUCCUGACUCUGACUCUGGUCCCGGGAUUUCCUCUGGACAAGGCCUCAGAUCUGGACCAAGAGCUCAGAAACCAGAUCUGUGAGGAGAUCCUGAUCCUCUGUCUCCGGGAGCUGUUCGAGUUCAGGUUCAUGCAGACUGACCCCAACUGGUCCAACUUUUUCUUCGACCCUGAAACACACAAGGUGGCUCUGUUGGAUUUCGGAGCAUGUCGAGGUUUUGAUAAAAGCUUCACUGACACUUACAUAGAGGUGAUAAAGGCAGCUGCAGAUCAGGACAGAGACUUAGUUCUGCAUAAAUCCAGAGAAAUGAAGUUCCUCACAGGAUUUGAAACAAAGUCGAUGGAGAACGCUCACGUGGACGCCGUCAUGAUUUUGGGAGAGGCCUUUUCCUCGGACGAACCCUUCGACUUCGGGACCCAAAACACCACGGAGCAGAUCCACUCACUCAUUCCCAUCAUGCUCCGAGAGAGGCUGACCCCGCCCCCUGAGGAAACCUAUUCGCUGCACCGGAAAAUGGGCGGGUCCUUCCUCAUCUGCUCCAAACUCAAGGCAAAGAUUCGCUGUAAAAAUAUGUUCCAGGAAGCGUAUCAAAACUACUGGAGGGACUCUUCCACCGACAACGCUGGCAAAUGAAAUCCACUUUGCUAGAAGCGUGUAUUUUACCAUCCAAAACCUGUACAAUGAAUUUUCAUUUUAGGCUUAAAUGUUGUAUUUUUGUAUAGCGCAGGAAGUAUGACGUAAUCCUUUAUUCAUCCAGGAGUGGUUCAACGUAGAAAAGGUUUCAGCGGUGGUCAGCUGGACUUUAAAGGUCUUAUAUCACACAAAAUUGGCUUCUGUGAGCAAUAGCCACAUUAUAAUGUUGUCCUCAAAAACAGACCUGGAGUUGUUUUAUUAGUAGUCUCUUGCACUUUGUGACGUCACGAAGCGGUAGUUUUCAAGUUAAGAGCUCCUUUUACUUUUUUAGUUUAGUAGAAAUUAACAAUUCCAGGGUUGAAAUGAUCCAAAUGAUUCAAGUGAAGGUGUGUGGGGUUUAAAAACACAGUGUAUGGCAUCAGUUUGAGAAGAACUCGGUCUAAAUAUGCAGGGUUUUUGUGUUGAACUUGUAGGAAUGAAACAAAACACAACUCCAGGUCUGUUUGUGAUGAGGAAACUAUCUAAAAAUUAUCUAAACUCAGAAUAAAAUAAAUCCAAACCAAACUGAAAAUGGCCUCUGGAUGGAGUUGAAACAUAUUGAAGCAAAAUUGUUCCGAUCUGAGCACCGUUGAAACCUUCUCUUCACAGCGCAGGGUUUUCAAAAUAUAGGUCAGUGGGUCAGAGAUUCAAAAACUGGAAAACGGAAAAGGAAAAAUGACUAACAAGAAGUUGAACUGGUUUAAAAUGUAUCCCAUAACACAGAUUGGGAAUUAGGAAUCAAAUAUUUAAAAUUUUAACUUUAAAAGUGCACUCUGUAACUUUCCCUGCAGAUGGUCUGCUAUGUCGUCUCUGUGGAUGCAUUACCUUCCUUGGAAUGUUCCACCGUAUGGCAUUAAAAUACUAGUAUCUGUCUUGGGUUUACUCAGCCUUUCCACAGAUCUGGCCUGUAAAUCGGUUUGGUGGCAUCAGCUGCUUCACUUCACAGAGAUGGACGACUUUAAUGCCGUACUGCGGGACUUUAUAGGGCAAGGCGAUAACAUUACCGUGGAGACCCCCCCGCCAGAAAUGCUCCACAGUGAGUCUUUAAAUGAAUGACAAUAACGUGCUGCCGCUGAACUGGAACAUUUUUGCUUUUUUAGACGCACAAGUUAAUGGAAGUGUUACAUGAACGGGUCUGAAGUGGGAUCACGUGACUGGAUUUAAACGAAACAGGAUUUAAGAUCUUAUUUGUUUGCAUUUUAAUUUAAAAUCAUGAAUUGGUGCUGAAACUGGUCUAGAAAUGUGACAACUUUCAGGUCAAAUAGUGUGCAUGUAAAGGGUCAAUCAGCACCAAACACAACACACCAAAACAAUGGAAACAACAUGUAGCAUUAAUAAAGAGAGAAACCACAUUUUAGCUGCAUUAACAAAAGGGAAAAUCACUCAGACACGAGGAGGUGAAACUGCGUUAGUAGAAAUGAGUUAUUUGUACUUUUUAGGCCUGAACUCUCCAGCACAGGCCCGGGUUUAGUUGGACGACCAUGUUUAGAAAAUGAAUUUAGUCUUAUUAUAUAGAAGACAAAUUUGUAAAAAGUGUUAAAUGGAUUAUUUAGCUUUUUACAAAAUUGUGUUGUUAGAAGGAAACCAAAGGUCGAUGUGCUGCUUAAAGAACAUGCUUCAUUUGAAUGAAGAACUCCACAAAAUGUUUUACACAUUUCUCUUAAAGGUUUGUGUUUAAAGGACAGCGGGUGAGUUUUUAGUCGAUUAAAAUUGCAAAAUUUGAGGAAAAAUGAUCAAAAUCUGCUCUACAUCUUUGCCUAAAAAUAUCGGCAGAUCUUAUCGGUGAUCGGUUUCUCUGGAUUUGACAUUGGUUUCUAGUAGGAAUUAGUUUUAAAGCACCAAAAAAUAACAGUGAUGCAAGUUGCACUAUGUAAUAUCUGUGGGAAAAGUCCAUCACCUGCUUGUUUCCAUGGAGACGUUACUGCUAAUACUGUAAAACUUCUCUAUCCUGCAAUUUAUUCAAUAAUUCUUUUAAUGGCCAAUAACAUUCUGAAGUACAUGCGUUUUUCUGUGACUGGACUCGCCUCUCCACAGAUCUGACCACAGUGCACCUUUUAGACCUUUAUACUAAGAGACUCAAAGACAGUUUUACUUGGAUUUCACCAAAUUUUGCUUCAAGCCAAAAUCUGAAUACAUUUAAUUGACUUUUUAUAUUAUUUGUUACAUAAAAGUACCAAACAUUUCACUAAAAAUAUGGACUAUUAAAAUAUGUGGAUUCAAGCUCGUUAUGCAAACAGGACGCAGAUACAGUAGAGUUUUGUUUGGAAAAAGUCAUUUGCAGUGUUUUUACUCAUUUACUCACAUCUCUAAGUAAAAUGUGUUGAAAUCAUCCCUGGAAAACUAGCAUUAAAACGUGUAUGUUCUGUUUCCUGCAUAAGUCCGUGGUUUUAAAUCAUGUGCAUAGAUUUGUACUGUUAUUUGAAAGACUGUUACAUGUCUAUGAUUUUGAAUUGUUUAAAUAAAAUUUGCUGUUGCUAAA